AUCCACGGACAGUCGGAGCAAUUGCUCAAUUGUGUUCAGUUCGUUCGAAGAGGCGGUUACGCUUGCAAUUGGCCACCUUUUUUUUUUGUUGUUGUUUAUAUAUCUAGAGGAAAAAGAAGUGGGCGACAGCGAAAUGAGCGGACAAUCAGCACUGAUGGCCAACCUGGCCGAUGUGGUCAAGGAGGCCAAGGAUGAGGAGAUACCGAUGCCCAAAUCGAAUGACUUCUUUGAGUCGAAAACCUUCCGCCUGCUCACCUUGAUGCUCUACAUGGGCGGCGUGAGUGGCAUGGGCCUCACUUUGGCGGUCUACUACCUCUUCAUCUGGGACUCCCGCAUGCCGCCGCUGCCCGUGUUCAAGCACACGCAUCCAAUUGGCUAGGAUCGUCUCGGCAGUCAGGCAGUUAGUUAGCCAUCUCCCAGCGACAUCAGUGACCGGAAUUGG
Molecule: messenger RNA, 442 nt
Organism: Drosophila yakuba
Lineage: Eukaryota; Metazoa; Arthropoda; Insecta; Diptera; Drosophilidae
Gene: inaF-B
Exons: 1
Coding region: 134-379 (81 amino acids)
Source: RefSeq, a predicted model, not a curated record